AUGGCCGCGCGACGCCCUGUGCUGUUCGUCCUUGCCGUGGCGGCAUGCGUCUGGCUGUUCUCGGCCAGCGCUCCUGAAGCUGAGGAGGUCUUCGUGGUCCAAAGCCCUGCCCUUCGUGGCCAGGCAGGUGCCUUUGCCGGCAGCAGCAUCGAGCUCGCUGCGGUGGAAUCACCGGUGGUGCUGAAGGCUCUUCCGGAGCCUCGCCCCAACGAUGCCAUGCUGCCGGUUGAGCUGAACAGGACUUCUCUUUACUGGGGCUUGCUGCUGAUUUGCAUCCUCUCGGCCCUAGCCGACACGAUGGCCGCGCGACGCCCUGUGCUGUUCGUCCUUGCCGUGGCGGCAUGCGUCUGGCUGUUCUCCGCCAGCGCUCCUGAAGCAGAGGAGGUCUUCGUGGUCCAAAGCCCUGCCCUUCGUGGCCAGGCAGGUGCCUUUGCCGGCAGCAGCAUCGAGCUCGCUGCGGUGGAAUCACCGGUGGUGCUGAAGGCUCUUCCGGAGCCUCGCCCCAACGAUGCCAUGCUGCCGGUUGAGCUGAACAGGACUUCUCUUUACUGGGGCUUGCUGCUGAUCUGCAUCCUCUCGGUGCUCUUCUCCAGCUACUUCUUCAACUGA
Messenger RNA from Symbiodinium sp. CCMP2592, 609 nucleotides. The record is from the annotation of a GenBank genome assembly. NCBI's taxonomy places the organism in Eukaryota, Dinophyceae, Suessiales, Symbiodiniaceae.